Lolium rigidum is the source of this 371-nucleotide messenger RNA. RefSeq names its product formin-like protein 3. The transcript is spliced from 3 exons. The record is from RefSeq and is a predicted model, not a curated record. NCBI's taxonomy places the organism in Eukaryota, Viridiplantae, Streptophyta, Magnoliopsida, Poales, Poaceae. Bases 94 to 345 code for a protein of 83 amino acids.
GCCCUCCCUAGACUGCCAUCAAGAUCAGCAGCACAGAGGCUUGGCUCGAGGCAUGGAGGCCUGAAUCCGGGCAUAGGUGUCCGAGAUCUGGGCAUGGUCGCCCGGAUCCGAUCUCCUCGCUUGAUCUUCUUUUUUCCUGAUUUUGACAAAGACUUGAUUCAUCUCGAAGCAGCUUCUAAGAUCCAGUUGAAGUUGCUUGCUGAAGAAAUGCAAGCAAUAAACAAAGGUCUUGAAAUUGUUGAGCAAUAUCUGUUGGCUUCCGUAAGGCUGCUGGACUAUGCUGCUGUUGCCAUGAGUGAUCGGCAUGCAAAUGGUCAUCGCAGUGUCACUCCUUCUGCUCCAUGAUAUUUGCCUUCGCUUUGGCGGCGGAU